AUGAACACGAGAAUGCACGAACAAAUAAACAAUGAUAAAGAAGAACGAGAACCUAAAAUCAGUAACAAAAAAAUGUCGAUAAUUAAAGACUAUGUAAAUCUAGCGGAACUGUUACAUAAAACAGUUCAUGGAAUCGUUAGGGUGUUUGAUGAGUUUCUGAUUCCGACAGUUAUGUCUCAUCUUGAUCUCAAGACUCAUGACUCAAUAACAACAAUACAAGAAUUAUUCCGAAUUCUCGCAGAUUUAUUUGAUUUACCGAAUACGAGCUACCAGAUUGUCGCGAAACACCAAAUAAAAAAGGACUGGAAAAAUUUGUUGGCUUCAAAGUUUGUAUCAACCGGCCUCUUGGAAAUAGCACUACAACAGAACUACAACUUUCGACAAAUCCAACCAAACACCACCAAUGGAUUCGAUCGAUUCCUUGUUGCCGUUAUUGGUAGAUUAAGUGGAUUCUUGCCUAAUGUCGGAGAAACAGGUGGUAAUAUUAGACAAGGGAGUAUUGUACCAGAGAAUUUCGCGUUUGGUAACUUACCGGAAAAUCUCACCGGUGCAUUUGACUUAAUAGCCAACGACAUCAUUGGAUCAUCUUCGUCGUCUUCUUCAACAACAAUCAACGCGCUUUACGUGAGCCAAACAUUAGACAGAGCUGCGCUUGCUUUAUUAUUCGUUGUGGAAUCUAACAGAGAUAAGAGAAGUGAUACUGAACAAGAUGACAAUAUUACUCCACCAGCAACGACAUCAAAAAAAGGAUACAAAGCAUUGUCCCGAUUUCUCACCAAAUACGCGUCGUUGGAUUUCUUGCACGAUAUGAUAAAAUGGUUACACUAUAACUUUAAUCAACAUCAAAAAUCUUUACUCCCCGAAAUAACAAUAAUACUUUCGAAACAAUUCGAGACGACGUCGUCAUCACUAUCUAUAGUUGAUGAAAAACAAAUUCUACAGACUGGCGAAAUGUUAUUUGGAAAUGAGUUUGCGGUGGAAAUACUUUUGUCUUUAUUCACAAACUCUAUUCUUAACGACAAGACUGAUGAUCAACAAGAACAACAACAAUCUUUUCAAUUCAGAAUAGUUGUCUUAUUGACUAUCACUCUCUUAUCACCAUCAUUCUCAUCGUCUUCUUCCAAAAACAUCAAAAACGACAACAAAAAUUAUGAUAAUAACGAUGGCGAAAUCAGUAAUCCAGUUAUAAAAAACUUACUAGUAUUUUGGACGUCGUUAUUAAAAUAUGCUACUUUCGGUGGUAAUGAAUCUGGUAUACUGUUGUUGGAAAGAUUACCAUUGGAUUGGUGGCAACCCAUAAAUCACAUUCUAAUGGUACUAGGAAAACGAUUUAAUCGUUAUGUCGCUGAUAAUUUGGGUUCAUUGUCUGAAGUUUUCGAUUACACCUUAAGGUAUCUCUCGAGACAAAAAGCAAAAUAUAAACAAUUCACACUCUUACAGUCAAUAAAUGAAUAUGAAGAGAUCGCAGGAUCUAAAAAAGACAAUAAUGAAAAAGAGCCAGAGAAUGAAAUAUUCUUUAUAGCCGAAAAAUUCUUGUUUGUUGUUAACUUCCUGUCGAUUCUCGCAGAUAUAUCUACUAAAAAAGCAUUAAUAGAAAUCCAACAGCAUCCAUUGAUCUUACCUGCUCUCCGUGAUCGGAUUUCUCGCAAAAGUAUUUCAACUGCUGAUGAUUGUAAAUAUAGAUUAAUCGAGUUCGAAAUCGUGUCUGUAGUUCUGGGACUAUUGAAUAAAUCUAUCCCUGUUCAAACGGAUGGAAGACGGGAAGCAACAUUAUUCCCAUCAAUGAAUGAAAUCCUCUUGUUCUUGCAUAUGGCAAAAAUCGAAUCAGCAUUGAUGGUUGGCCAUUUAUGCACGAUCGUCAAAAGAGGCUUUGAUCUCACACUAGAGGAUUUUCGGAAAAACACAAAAUGGAUUUAUAUUAGUAUUUGGAACAUACUGCGAGAUUUUGUUGUCUCCGAGGUUGAUAACCAGUUUAUGUGGUUUUUACUGCUGCCGAUAUCUGAUAGUUUCCGGACAAUGAUGGCAAAGAGUCCACCUCAAUUAGGUUUCUAUCUAAUUGAAAAUCGAUGGAACUUUUACAUGUUACGCAAUGUUCUUCGAUUACUUGAAUUUUUUACACUACAAAAUCCUUCAUGGAUAAAAGAAAUUUUCACCGAAAAUGUAAUAGACAUGAUAAUCUCGCUACUUGAUCAAAUAGUCACGAGUAUGGAACAAAGAUCUUGUGCUGUUGUGAGUUAUGUAAAAGAUGAUGAAUCCGAGUAUGAAGAGUUGUGCCGUGUUUUGUUGAAUAUCGUUCAAAAGCUAUUGCAAAUCUCGUUGAUUACCAAAACUCAUCACCACUACCCUCGAAUAGCGAGGGUACUUGAUUCUUUUGUGUUACAUCGACAAGAACAACUGAGCAACACAUUAACUGAAAAAACAACCAACUCUAAAACAAUAUCGGAAGAAUUACUUUUUAUCAGACCAAGACCAAAUUACAAAUUUAUGCUUACUUCGUUGACAAAGCAUCAUCACAAUGAUCAUAAAAUUAAAAAGCUGGAAGUACUGAAAUCUGAUUCAGAGACUGGUUCAGGUAUCAUCGAGCCGGCUAAAGAAAUGCUUGAAAAAUUUGGGGAUAAAAAUAAUUAA
Molecule: messenger RNA, 2628 nt
Organism: Ambispora gerdemannii
Lineage: Eukaryota; Fungi; Glomeromycota; Glomeromycetes; Archaeosporales; Ambisporaceae
Source: the annotation of a GenBank genome assembly